UUCUGUGCCUGACCGCCGUUGCCGCUGGGUUCCGUUCUUGUUCUGGGCGCGGGGUUCCGUUAUAAGAGACGCGUGCCGCCCAAGCCCAUGGAGUUCGCUGCGAGACCGCAAAGGUUCCGUGUCCUGCCUGGCAGUCUCUUCUGAGUACUAUAAACCGGAAAAGUAAAAUAUUUUACAGUGCACCCCAAGUGAUAUAGCCGGAGACAAAGUGCUCGCUUUUAUAUAUUCCUGACGAAAGUAAACCGUAAAAAUGCAUUUCACCAGCCUCUCCUUCAUAGUACUCUGCUCUGCGGCCCUCGGCUGGGCCAACGAAUGGGGCUACCCGGACUUGGACAACAACCAGGAUGAGCCCUUUCCGAAAUGGGGCGGUCUUUGCGAUAGCGGAAAGAAGCAGAGCCCCAUAAACCUGCAUGUCAAGGGGGCCUUGAAGGGCGAGUUUGAUCCCCUGAAGUUCGAGAACUACGACGAGCACCAGAAAAAUCUGCAAAUGGUCAACAAUGGACAUUCAAUUCAGCUAUCUGGCUUCGAUCACGAACUGACCCUGAGUGGCGGCGCCCUGGUCAGCGAUUUCGUGGUGGAGCAGAUCCACAUGCACUGGUGGUCGGAGCACACCAUCAACGACAUCCGGUAUCCGCUGGAAGUGCACAUCGUGCACCGGAACACCAUCUACCCCAACAUGACGAUGGCGGCCAACUUCAAGGACGGCAUUGUGGUCAUCGGAGUGCUGUACCAUGUGUCCAACACGCCCAACGAGGCCAUCGGCAGCAUCAUCAAGAGUCUGGGGGCCGUGAAGAGCUACGAUAGCAUGAACAAGCCUGUCCUGGUGGCAGACUCCCUGGCCGUCGACGACCUGGUGCCCAGUGUGGAGAGCUACUUCACCUACGCCGGCUCCCUGACCACGCCCACCUGCGCCGAGGCCGUCACCUGGAUCGUGCUCACCGAGACCUUCCCCGUCACCCUGGACCAGGUCAACGAGUUCAAGGAGAUCGAGUACGAGGAGGGCAAGCAGCUGCACAACAACUACAGGGAGCUCCAGAGCGAGAACAACCGGGCUGUGGUGCUCGUGAAGCAGCCGGAGGACCGAUCGGGGGCCGCGGGACUCACGGCGUCCGUAUCCCUGACCCUCAUGCUCAUCCUGGCGGGCCAGAAGCUCCUGCUGUAGAUUUAAGUGGAUAUCUGUGCAUGUACCGCAGAGAAGGAGAGCAGCCAAUGACAUACUCGUACCAAAGAAUCGUUUGACACAACGAAUUUGUUUACCAACUAUAUAUCUUAACAACCCAACAACCGGCGACACAGGAGAGCUACGUCUCAGACCAGACAAUUUAUACUCAUUAAUUGUAAUGCAGAGCAGAAGAACAGAACAAUUCAGCUAGUCAGUUUGUGUGAAGUUCAUUAAGUGCAAAGAUCACAGAUAAUAAAUGAAACAUUUUACAAGCA
This is a messenger RNA of Drosophila biarmipes, 1437 nucleotides long. RefSeq names its product carbonic anhydrase 2 (gene CAH7). Gene Ontology annotation, cellular component: cytoplasm. Lineage: Eukaryota; Metazoa; Arthropoda; Insecta; Diptera; Drosophilidae. The record is from RefSeq and is a predicted model, not a curated record. The coding region runs from base 251 to 1162 and encodes 303 amino acids. Gene Ontology annotation, molecular function: zinc ion binding; carbonate dehydratase activity. The transcript is spliced from 4 exons.